This is a messenger RNA of Cydia amplana, 2707 nucleotides long. RefSeq names its product pre-mRNA-splicing factor ATP-dependent RNA helicase DHX16 (gene l(2)37Cb). Gene Ontology annotation, molecular function: ATP binding; RNA binding; helicase activity. The record is from RefSeq and is a predicted model, not a curated record. NCBI's taxonomy places the organism in Eukaryota, Metazoa, Arthropoda, Insecta, Lepidoptera, Tortricidae. Gene Ontology annotation, cellular component: intracellular anatomical structure; catalytic step 2 spliceosome. The transcript is spliced from 5 exons. Bases 50 to 2707 code for a protein of 885 amino acids.
AAACAGUUUAGUGCUUUACAUUUAAUAAAAAUAUUCCAAAUUUAUUAAAAUGAGUACCAGCAAGCGCAGAUAUUCAUCAUCUGGAAGCGACAGCGCUGAGGAAACUAGAAAAAAGGAUCUUAAGGAACGAGAUGAAUUCGCAACACGACUGAAAAAACGUGAUGAAGAAAGAGUUAAAAAGGUGGCCGAAUCUUCUAGUAAAAGGUCAUAUGAAGAAGCUGCUAAGCGUCUGAAGUUGGAAGCCGAGGACCGGGACAAGUUGCUACCGAAGCUGCGCGUUCAGUCCCGCCGCAAGUAUUUAGAGAAGAGGAAGGAUGAUAAGGUUGUCGAACUAGAGGCUGAUAUAGCGGAUGAUGAGUACCUCUUCGAAGAAAGCACAUUAACAGAAAGAGAAAAGAGGGAAAGGGACCAUAAAAAGACAAUUCUACAAUUGGCUAAAGAACAUGAGAAGGCUAGAGAACUGGAAAAUGUCCAGAGAUACCACAUGCCUCGGGAUCUGGGGAAAGGAGAAAAAGGUGAAUAUGUUGAAGUAGAUGAGAAUGAGAAGCUGCCUCACUCAGAGCAGCGCAAGUGGGAACAGGAGCAGAUCAAGUCGGCAUUCUUCAAGUUUGGUGCCAAAGAUGCCAAAGCUCAAAAUGAAUAUGACCUCUUACUUGAUGAGCAGAUUGACUUCAUACAGGCCCUGCAACUGGAAGGCACUAAAGAGAAAAAAGAAGAGAAGGAAAAAUCUGAAUACCAGAAAAUGCGCAUGACAAUUGAGGAGACUAAAAAAUCACUACCUGUUUACCCAUUCAAAGAGUCAUUGAUAGAAGCCAUAAGAAAUUAUCAAAUCUUGAUUGUGGAAGGAGAAACAGGCUCAGGGAAAACCACACAGAUUCCACAAUAUCUUUAUGAAGCUGGAUUUACAGAUGAUGGAAAAAAAAUUGGAUGUACUCAACCAAGAAGAGUGGCAGCCAUGUCUGUAGCAGCAAGAGUUGCACAGGAAAUGAAUGUUAAACUUGGAAAUGAGGUUGGAUACAGUAUCCGAUUUGAAGACUGCACAUCAGAUAGAACUGUAAUUAAAUACAUGACAGAUGGAACACUUCACAGAGAAUUCUUAUCGGAACCAGAUCUGGCCUCAUACAGUGUAAUGAUUAUUGAUGAAGCCCAUGAGCGUACAUUGCACACAGAUAUAUUGUUCGGACUUGUCAAGGAUAUCACUAGAUUCAGACCUGAUUUAAAGUUACUUAUAUCAAGUGCAACAUUAGAUGCAGAAAAAUUUUCAAAGUUUUUUGAUGAAGCACCUAUUUUCAGAAUACCAGGAAGAAGAUUUCCUGUCGAUAUUUACUAUACAAAGGCUCCUGAGGCUGAUUACAUUGAUGCUUGCGUAGUGUCAGUGUUGCAAAUUCAUGCCACUCAACCUCUCGGUGAUGUUCUGGUGUUUCUUACUGGACAAGAGGAAAUUGAAACUUGUGUGGAAAUGUUACAAGAGAGAACUAAACGACUUGGCAAGAAAAUUAGAGAACUGCUAAUUUUACCAGUCUAUGCUAAUCUACCAAGUGAUAUGCAGGCUAAGAUAUUUGAACAGACACCUGAAGGUGCUCGCAAAGUUGUUUUGGCUACUAACAUUGCUGAGACAUCACUUACAAUUGAUAACAUUAUUUAUGUUAUAGACCCAGGGUUUGCUAAGCAAAACAACUUCAACUCAAAGACUGGUAUGGAGAGUUUGAUAGUGGUGCCAAUUUCUAAGGCAUCUGCUAACCAGAGAGCUGGUAGAGCAGGAAGAGUUGCUCCUGGCAAAUGUUUCAGACUCUACACAGCGUGGGCCUACAAAUACGAGCUUGAAGAUAAUACAGUACCUGAAAUUCAGAGGAUAAACUUAGGCAAUGCUGUCCUAACAUUGAAAGCCCUUGGAAUCAAUGAUCUUAUCCACUUUGAUUUCCUAGAUCCUCCACCACAUGAGACACUGGUAUUGGCAUUGGAACAACUUUACGCUCUAGGAGCACUCAACCAUCAUGGGGAAUUGACUAAAGCUGGAAGGAGAAUGGCAGAAUUUCCUACUGAUCCCAUGCUUGCGAAAAUGUUACUAGCAAGUGAAAAAUACAAAUGUUCAGAAGAGUUAGUUACAAUAGCUGCCAUGUUAUCAGUCAAUAGUUCGGUGUUCUAUAGGCCUAAAGACAAGAUUAUUCAUGCAGAUACUGCCAGAAAGAACUUCUUCCAUCCCUCUGGGGAUCACCUAACACUGAUGAAUGUAUACAACCAGUGGGUUGAGUCAGACUUCUCAGUGCAAUGGUGUUAUGAGAAUUUUAUCCAAUACCGGUCCAUGAAGAGAGCCCGCGAUGUAAGGGAGCAGUUGGCAGGACUAAUGGAACGAGUUGAGAUUGAAAUGGUCUCCAGCAUUUCUGAAGACUCCAAUAUUCGAAAAGCAAUCACUGCUGGCUAUUUUUACCAUAUAGCAAAAUUUUCUAAAGGCGGACAUUAUAAAACAGUAAAACACAAUCAAACAGUUAUGAUUCAUCCGAACAGUGCAUUAUUUGAAGAGCUUCCCCGCUGGGUCAUCUAUCAUGAGCUUGUGUUCACAUCUAAAGAGUUCAUGAGGCAAGUUACAGAAAUAGAAAGCAAGUGGUUAUUGGAGGUUGCACCCCACUAUUACAAAUCAAAAGAAUUAGAAGAUUCUACUAACAAAAAAAUGCCUAAAACUGUUGGAAAAUCUGCUAAUAGCCAAUAA